Euleptes europaea (tarantolino) is the source of this 1848-nucleotide messenger RNA. It is a transcript of the gene CIMIP2A, whose product is annotated as ciliary microtubule inner protein 2A. Bases 15 to 1073 code for a protein of 352 amino acids. The record is from RefSeq and is a predicted model, not a curated record. The transcript is spliced from 7 exons. NCBI's taxonomy places the organism in Eukaryota, Metazoa, Chordata, Lepidosauria, Squamata, Sphaerodactylidae.
GAUACUGGUCCACAAUGACAGAGUCUCAGAAAUGUAAUUUCUUCCCUCAAGAUCCAUACUAUAUUCCUGGGUAUGCAGGGUUUUACCCUCAGAUGCGCUAUCAGGUUGGACAGACAUAUGGCAGAACCACCUCCCAACUACUGACAGACCCUGAGAUUACAAAAAGUAAUUGCCCGGUGCUGGCACCGCUGAUCAAGCCAAAGUUCAUUGAGGAUUUCAGCCAAAGGAGGAUCCCAAAAAAUGAGAUGAUGGAUCAGUACCAAAGUUACAUCCCUGGAUACACAGGUGUUUCUCCUUAUCAAGGUCACUUUCCUCUUCCAGACGUAGAACUCAGGCCCCCUGUUUCAAGGACUGGGCCCCCACCUGUUCCCCAGUCAUGGCCUAAUGCCAAUUUGACACAGCUAGUGGAACAGAGAAAAUACUCUCCGUGCCAUCCUGGCAUCAGAUUGUCAUGCGGACCGGGAUGGAGGCAAUUUGCAGCCUCUGCUGGCACACAGCUGGUUUCAGAAAAGGGCGACCGGAAAAUGAUUUGCCACCCCGAUAUUCCACUGGUGUGCGGGCAAGAGGAGAUGCAGGGGCCUUGUCACACAGACAUUGCUUUAUCGUGUGGGCAGGGCUGGAGGAGUGCCCCUUUUCUCGCUGGAACUGAUCAGCCAACCAGGAUCGAAGCAGUGCCUCUCCCAAGGGCGACGGAGUCAGUGAACGUGAGCCGAUUUGGACGGACCCCCAAGCUAGAUAUGCCCAACCUCAUCCAGCGUAAAGCCAUCUCAGGGUACACAGGCUUCAUCCCCCGUUUCACCUGGAUUAUGGGAGUCAACUACCUCAAGGGUGUCACAGAUGCUAUGAAUGAAUUUGACUGCAAUCAGGAAAAGAUGAGAAGCCCGUUGUACAGCUUUGGCAAGCGAUUGCCUCGCACCUACUGGCCCAAUACCAAGAUAUACGGCAGCCGAGGCCUGAUUCCAUACUACACUGGGUUUGUGCCAACCAUCAGGCACAACUACGCUCUAACCUUUGGAAACAGCACUCGGAAAGCUUACUAUGAUGAACUACUGCGGAGACAAGAGGCAGCGUGAAAAAGCUUUUAAUGUCUGUACAGCAUCAGACAGAUGACAUCAAGAAGAAAGCUGGAAGUGCAGAACAAAGAAACCAAGAACAAGGUUGGAAUGAAUAAAGUCCAUACAAGCUUUGAACAAAAUGUACAGGUGUUUACAGCCAGGGUCUUAGGCUGCCUCCUCCUCUGCUUCCUCUUCAAACUCGCCCUCCUCUUCAGCUGUAGCAUCCUGGUACUGUUGGUACUCAGACACCAGGUCAUUCAUGUUGCUUUCGGCCUCUGUAAACUCCAUCUCAUCCAUGCCUUCUCCGGUGUACCAGUGCAAGAAGGCCUUUCGGCGGAACAUAGCUGUGAACUGCUCUGAGAUGCGCUUGAACAGCUCUUGGAUGGCCGUGCUAUUGCCAAUGAAGGUGGCAGACAUUUUCAGGCCCCGGGGAGGGAUGUCACAGACAGCUGUUUUCACAUUAUUGGGGAUCCACUCCACAAAGUAGCUGCUGUUCUUGUUUUGCACAUUCAGCAUCUGCUCAUCCACCUCUUUCAUGGACAUGCGCCCCCUGAAAACAGCAGCUACCGUGAGAUAGCGUCCGUGACGGGGGUCACAGGCUGCCAUCAUAUUCUUGGCAUCAAACAUUUGUUGCGUGAGCUCCGGCACCGUCAGGGCACGGUACUGUUGGCUCCCACGGCUGGUGAGCGGGGCAAAGCCAGGCAUAAAGAAAUGCAGCCGGGGAAAGGGGACCAUGUUGACUGCCAGUUUGCGCAGGUCAGCAUUCAGCUGCCCUGGGAAACGCAGGCAAGUG